CCCUAGUACUUGCUUCUCUCCGACAACCUUAGCUAUGCCACGCUGUGAUCCAAAGGAUCAGGAUUGCGAUCCAACACGAAACGGAUCACAACCACAAGUUCAAGAGGAUGAUAAACAUCAUCCCAACCGCAAGCCCACGGUGAAAUGUCAUCCCAACCCACUCGAAAACCGAUUGGCAAUGAAAAGAGAGCAGAUGAGUUUCGGAGUGGGGCUUUACACGUAUACUAGAACAUUGAGUAUCUCUAGAACGGUGAAGGUGCAGACAAACAACGCUUUCCAUGUCUGUAGGAACUGUAUCCGGUGUACUUCGUGAGCCUUGAUGAUUCAACGCGAUAGACGACAGUCAGACACACACACACACACACCGAUGGCUUUGCGGUGUGUGAUGACGUCUUGGACGCAGGAGCCACCGACAUUCCAAGAAAUAUGGACUGUGUGGUGCGGACACAGAUCCAACACUUGGGUUGGUUCUCCCACCACUAACUCUCUGGCGGAUAGAGGUCGAGAAGGCAACCAUUGGGAUGCACCGGUUUGAGUGACUGAGCGUUUCUAGGUCGAACUUGGGGAGGGUUGUGGGUCACGGCUUGUGCACCGAAGUUGAAUUAUGAACGACCUAGAGAAACUACAAAGGUUCCGGGGCCCAGAAGGGUUUCGGAGGAAUUCCUGGAUUCCGGUGCAAGUUUUGGAUGAGUUUUCGCACCGACUUUUGCGGAUGCUGAUGCGGGUCAUGUUGUUACGUUGAUGUGCUGGCAAACCCCGAGGGCAGGUUCCGCAGUAAGUUCUUGCUUGUUGCAUCGCUGUCGCGCUUGCGCCUGUGUGGGCACACAUUUCGCCAGGUGAUGCCGAUGCUUGCAUGGUGCAUUAAAAGAACCGCGUGUUCAAAGCAACAUGCCCAGCUGUUGGGAGUUUUGUUUGGGUUUGUUUUCUGAUCAGCUCUUGUGAGUUUGCCAACACUUGCGACCUUUGUCGCACGAGGGUUUGCACCAGCGAUUCCCACUGAUUAUUCAAUUGGGUGCAUAUCACUCUUUGGAUGGUGUGGCUGUGGUUGUUUUGUGCAGAAGGUUUCAAUCCCACUGUUGGUGGAACACGAGUGUUCAUUCCAUUCAACAUUUGCUGAUGCAUGUACAAUACGCUUGGCAUACAGUAUAUGUGUUCCUUUUUGAAGUAUUAGAACCAUGAGCGGAAAAGGUCACUGUUACGGGGUGAGGGCCGUCCGAAGCUUCGCCAACCAUCCUGUUUUCAAGCUUUCCGCUUCAGCGUGUUGCGCAGCGCUGUGGUGGGCGCCAUGAAGGUGCGAUGUCCUGGGCGAACAUUGGCAGCUUCAGUGCUGCUGGGCUUGUGCCUUUGCAGGACGUUCGUGGCACCUCUCAGAAGUGCUCGAGGAGCAGGUUCACCACUAGCAGGUUUGAACCCAAGGCCGCGUUCUUCCCACCUGGCUAUGCGGGCCACUCAAGCUGAGGAGACAGCGGCCGGGGUGCGUGUGGGUCUCAUUCAUUGCGUAGACAUCAAAGAGGAAUGGAGCCAAGCAUUCGAAGCGUUGAAUGUCACCAAUGAGACGUACUUCCAGACACAGGUGCCUGAUUCGUUUCAGCUCCCGCUGGCAGCGAAGCUGCUGGCGAUGUCCAACACUGUGGACGUGAUCGUAGCUAUCCAUAGCAUUGAAGACAAGACCGAUCCGGAUUAUCCCGAGUUGUUGCGUGGAUUUCAGACUGUGGCGCUCACAGCGAACGUGCCGAUUGUCCACCAUUACUUUGACGGUAAGUCCACCCCGGAGGAGGUUGCAGAUCGCGCUGUGCAGAUGGGGGAGAUCCGCCAACAGGCCCUCCUGGGAGGUGGACCUCGCAAGAGCAUCUUCUUCGGGAUCGGUGCGAACAAGCCCGGGGCCCGGAUCUCGACCCCUUUGGACCGAUCGGGUGCUUCGGACCUGAGGACGGGCGAUCCCAAGAAAGGUGGCAAGAUCUACUUCUGAGCGCCACGUGGGCAGAUUGCGCUUGGCCUAACAAGCCGAAGAAGGGAGUUCAAGUCCACUAGCCGAACGCAAGGUAAAUUCCAUUUCUCGGCCCCUCAACAUCAAACUGUCG
This is a messenger RNA of Durusdinium trenchii, 2081 nucleotides long. NCBI's taxonomy places the organism in Eukaryota, Dinophyceae, Suessiales, Symbiodiniaceae. The record is from the annotation of a GenBank genome assembly.